CGUCCUUAAUGACCACAAUCCAACAUAAAAUAUUAAGACUACCAAUUUUUUUACCUACCACCAUUACCAUUAGCCAUUACAACUCAUAAGAAGACUCUGCACAAAGAAAGAAGAGACUUUGUACAUGUGAAGAAGAACGAAGAGAUGGGGCUUACAUUGAAGGAAGAACUCUUGGAUUUUUUUCUAGUCCCAAGUGGUAUACUGCUCAUGCUUGGAUACCAUCUAUUCCAUCUCCACAGAUGCCUACAUCUCCCCAAUACCACUAUUAUCGGCUAUGAAAAUCAUAACAAGAAGGCUUGGGUUCGAAGAAUUCUCGAGGUUGAAGCCAAAGAUAGAGGGCAAGCUUUAACUGUGAUCAACGGCAAUAUAUCUGCAGCAAUUUCACUAGCUUCCAUUUCCCUGGCUUUGAGUUCUCUAAUUGGGGCGUGGAUUGGAAGCGCCUCCCACAAUAUUUUCUUAAGCAGUAAUAUCUAUGGGAACAAAAGCUCGACCGCUGUUUACAUAAAGUUUAUAACUCUUCUUUCUUGUUUCCUGGUUGCUUUUGGUUGUUUUGUUCAGACAGCAAGUUGUUUUGUUAAUGCCAAUUUCCUUAUAAGCAUGCCAAAUUGUGAGAUCCCUACUAGCCAUGUUGAGAAUGCAAUUAUAAGAGGAAGUAAUUACUGGGUAAUUGGCUUGAGAUCACUCUUUUUUGCCAGCAAUUUGCUUCUUUGGAUUUUCGGUCCAAUCCCGAUGUUUGUUUGUUCGGUGAUAACAGUAGUGGUGUUGCAUAAUCUGGAUAGAAACACAACCCCGUUGCCUAACUUUACAAAGACACCAGCCAGCCAUCACUCGAAGGAGAGUGGUAAAGAAAUGACUACAGUUACUAGUGCUAAUGAUCAUCGUCAGAGAUCGGAAAUGGAUGGAGCAGAACAUCAAGCAUCAACUUAAGAUCACGGAAGCGAAAUCAGCAAUACAAGAGAGAAAACUAUAACAGGGAUGAAAGAGGAUAACCUCUUUUCUCUGCACUUAUAAUGUAAGAGAUCCUACUGCUGUAUAAGUAUGGUUUUGCACUCCAUGAAAUAAAUAGCAUUUUUUCCAGUUUCCA
Messenger RNA from Olea europaea var. sylvestris, 1084 nucleotides. RefSeq lists its product as uncharacterized. The transcript has 2 exons. The record is from RefSeq and is a predicted model, not a curated record. Lineage: Eukaryota; Viridiplantae; Streptophyta; Magnoliopsida; Lamiales; Oleaceae. Bases 145 to 927 code for a protein of 260 amino acids.